This is a messenger RNA of Morus notabilis, 767 nucleotides long. Its product is annotated as 21 kDa protein-like. Gene Ontology annotation, molecular function: enzyme inhibitor activity. The transcript has a single exon. Lineage: Eukaryota; Viridiplantae; Streptophyta; Magnoliopsida; Rosales; Moraceae. The record is from RefSeq and is a predicted model, not a curated record. The coding region runs from base 83 to 676 and encodes 197 amino acids. Gene Ontology annotation, biological process: negative regulation of catalytic activity.
UCAUCCUCAUCCUCCAAAACUCCAAAAACAGAUAAUAAUUAUAUUAAAAAAAAAUCUCUCCCUUCAAUUUUCCCUUUCAACCAUGGCGAAAACUUGCCUUCUUUUGCUCUCAAUCUUCAUCCUCUCCGUCGCCAUUACGGCGAAUUCCGCUUCCCCAAGAACCUCCAAAGCCUCAAAGUACGUGACAUCAUCAUGCAGCACCGUGACGUACCCCCAACUCUGCGUCCAAUAUCUCGGAGACUACUCCUCCAAGAUCCAGAACAACCCGCACCAAAUGGCCCUCACCGCGCUAUCGGUCUCCGUCAACGAGGCGCAGUCGGCGAAGACCUUCGUGACGAAGCUGGGAAAGUUCAAGAACCUUAAGAAGAGAGAGUACGAAGCGAUCGUGGACUGCUUGGAGGAGAUUCAGGACGCCAUUGAGAGGCUGCAGAAGUCGGUGAAGGAGAUGAAGGACAUGAACAAGUACAGAGGGUCGGACUUGCUGUGGCACAUGAGCAAUGUGCAGACGUGGGUCAGCGCCGCCGAGACGGACGAGAACACCUGCCUUGAUGGGUUCUCCGGGAAGGCCAUGGACGGGAAGAUCAAGUCGUCGAUUAGGGCCAGAAUCCUAAAGGUUACGCAGCUCACGAGUAACGCGCUUGCUUUGUGUAAUCAGUUUGCUGCCAAGAAGCACUGAGACAGACGAGAUCGAUCGCUUUCGCUUUUGGUGUGUGUGUGCGCUUUUUGAUCCAGUUUAUGUAUAUUUUUUUUCCCUUUUUUUUUUUUUU